Gongylonema pulchrum is the source of this 417-nucleotide messenger RNA. The record is from the annotation of a GenBank genome assembly. NCBI's taxonomy places the organism in Eukaryota, Metazoa, Nematoda, Chromadorea, Rhabditida, Gongylonematidae.
GUUACUUUUGAUACGCUUGGAUUCAGCAGUAAAGGUCGGGUUUUUCUGUUGGACAAACCUGUCGCAGAUGCUACUGUCUAUGUAAAUGGAGAACCGAAAGGAAGAACUGAUAAAAACGGAUGCAGUAAAGGUCGGGUUUUUCUGUUGGACAAACCUGUCGCAGAUGCUACUGCCUAUGUAAAUGGAGAACCGAAAGGAAGAACUGAUAAAAACGGAUGGUACACGCUUGAUGGUUUGCAAGACGAAGAUUAUACAAUAACGGCUAAAAAAGAACAUUACGCAUUUAACACAGUUGACGUGAAUCUUAGCACCAAAAAUGUUGAAAUCCCUAAUAUCACUGUUGAAAGAUCACUGCGACAAAAUGAUCAUGGAGCUAUGGAGGCAAAACGAACUGGUCAAGAGUCUCGAAGGCGCUGA